CACUCCACUCCAGUCAUCACUCCCGCACCGUACGCUUCGCUUUUGCCUGCCUACGCCAGCGCCACCGGCCGACGCCGUCGCUGAGUUCACCUGAGGCGCCGCGCCGCGGGCCGCGGGCCGACGAGGGAGACGAGCAGGACGGUGGUGGUAGCGCGGCGCGGCGCGGCGCGGCGCGGCGCGGCGCUGGUGGUGGUGGAGGAGAGGAGAUGAAGGCCAAGGCCCUCCCCUUCAUCGCCUUCGAGCACAAGCGGGACGCUUAUGGUUUUGCUGUGCGGCCACAGCACCUGCAGCGGUACAGAGAGUAUGCAAAUAUCUACAAGGAGGAGGAAGAGGAGAGGUCCGAGAGAUGGAAGAAUUUUCUGGAUCGGCAGGCUGAGGACGGAGAGUCAUCCGGAGAGGACGUCAAGGUUGCACCUUCCAACGAGGAUGAUGGACCUCCUGGCAAGAAUGCUGAGGAUGCCAGGCCAGAUGAGAAAGCAUUGAGGCAGCAAAGACCACAUAAGAUCCAGAUAUGGUCUGAAAUCAGGCCCUCUUUGGGCCACAUUGAGGACAUGAUGAACUCACGUGUCAAGAAAAAGCAAUUUUCUUCUGUUAAAGAGGGGUAUACGGGGGAUGAACUGCACCCUGAUAAUCCUGAAGAGAGCAAACCAUCGGAGGAUUCUGAUGAUGAGUUCUAUGAUGUAGAGAAGGUUGAUCCUAGCCAAGAAGUGCCUUCAGCUGACAUUUCCAAUGCUGACUCAGGUACAAAUAGAGGUGCAGACCAAGAAGACUAUUAUCCUUGGAAGGAAGAAUUAGAAUGUUUGGUCCGUGAUGGGCUUCCAAUGGCUCUGAGAGGAGAGCUGUGGCAAGCUUUUAUUGGUAUUGGAGCUCGUCGGGUGAAAGGGUACUAUGAGGGCCUCCUUGCAGCGGAUGGUGAAAAAGGAGACAGCAAAUGUUCUGAUUCUCCGCCUAGGGAGUGUGAUAAUGGAAAACCAAAAGCAUCUCAACCAUUUUCUUCUGAAAAGUGGAAAGGGCAAAUAGAGAAGGAUUUGCCUAGAACAUUUCCAGGGCAUCCUGCACUAGAUGAGGAUGGUAGAAAUGCAUUAAGACGCUUGCUCACAGCUUAUGCUAGACACAAUCCAUCAGUUGGUUACUGCCAGGCAAUGAACUUCUUUGCUGGUUUGUUACUUCUACUGAUGCCUGAGGAGAAUGCAUUUUGGGCAUUGACAGGCAUUAUGGAUGACUAUUUUGAUGGUUACUUUUCUGAAGAAAUGAUCGAAUCUCAGGUGGAUCAGCUUGUUUUAGAGGAGUUAGUCCGAGAGAGAUUCCCAAAACUAGUAAAUCAUCUUGAUUACCUUGGUGUACAAGUUGCAUGGGUUACUGGACCAUGGUUCCUAUCUAUUUUCAUGAACAUGCUUCCCUGGGAAAGUGUUCUUCGUGUUUGGGAUGUGCUUCUCUUUGAGGGAAACCGUGUGAUGCUCUUCCGGACAGCCCUUGCACUGAUGGAGUUGUAUGGUCCUGCACUUGUGACAACAAAAGAUGCUGGGGAUGCUGUAACCCUUUUGCAAUCUUUAGCUGGCUCUACUUUCGAUAGUAGCCAGCUUGUUUUAACAGCUUGCAUGGGAUAUCAAGCUGUAGGUGAAGCCAGGCUGCAAGAACUGAGGAAUAAACACCGUCCAUCUGUUAUCUCUUCAAUGGAACAGAGAGCAAGAGGCCUUCGUGCCUGGAGGGACACCAACAGUCUUGCAUCUAAACUAUAUAAUUUCAAACGUGACACUGAACCCUUGGUGUCAUUAUCUGAAGAACAGUCAAAUGACUCGACAGAUGGCGAUAAUAACCAAGAAACCAGUUCUGGUAACAUGAAUGAUAUGUAUCUUGGUCUCACUGUAAACUCUGAGAUCGAUUCUUUGCCUGAUCCUAAAGACCAGGUGGUCUGGCUGAAGGGAGAAUUGUGCCAAUUGCUAGAGGAGAGAAGAUCAGCUGUUCUGAGGGCUGAUGAAUUAGAGACAGCACUGAUGGAAAUGGUUAAGCAAGAUAACAGACGUGAACUUAGUGCAAAGGUCGAGCAGUUGGAACAAGAGUUAUCAGAGCUAAGGCAAGCUCUUUCAGACAAGCAGGAACAGGAGCGAGCAAUGCUUCAGGUCCUAAUGCGUGUGGAACAAGAACAGAAAGUCACAGAGGAUGCCCGCAUCUGCGCUGAGCAAGAUGCUGCUUCUCAGAAAUAUGCUGUGCAUGUUCUCCAGGAGAAGUACGAGGAAGCUAUGGCUUCACUUGAACAAAUGGAGAACAGAGCAGUUAUGGCAGAAACAAUGCUAGAGGCAACACUUCAGUACCAAUCUGGUCAGCAGAAAGCACAGCUGCCGUCUCCUUCUCCUUCUCCAAGAACCCCAACACGAGAUGGAUCACCUGGUCAAGCGAACCAAGAUUCAUCACAGGAGUUCCAGCCUAGAAGAAUAAGUUUGCUUGCUCCAUUUUCUCAGGGCUGGCGAGACAAGAACAAGCCGGAUUGUAGACCGUCUGGGACUCCUUUAGCCACGUUUGUUGCCGGACUCCUGCGGCACGACCAUCUUGUUGCGGCGCUGGUAGGUCUUGCCGGUCAUAACAUCUCUCCCCCCCUGGAGCAACAGCUCGUCCUCGAGCUGGUAAUCAGGGUAUAGUCGCUUGAAAUCGUCCAAUGCCACCCAAGCGGCUGACGAAGCAUCCUGAUCAACCCAUUGCACUAACACUUCAUAACGACCACGGGCAAGCCUACCUCGGAGAACCUUGGCUGGCUGAGGGCAGACACGCCCAUGCUGUACCGGGGGCAAAGGAGCUGGCGCCACAGGAGGAGUUCCGUGAAAGGGCUUGAGUAAUCCAACAUGGAAAACAUUAUGCAAGCGUGCUCCCGCUGGCAAGUUCAAGCGAUAAGCCACCUCGCCAAUCUUUUCUGCCACUUGAUACGGCCCAAAAUAUCGUGGACCGAGUUUGCCACGACCCUUCACAGCGAGAGAAGCCAUCGGCCGAUGGAGCAAACGAAGCCAAACCCACUGGCCGACUUCAAAGGAUAACUCUCUAUGUUUCUUGUCAUACUGCACUUUAGCAUACUGCUGUGCCUGCUCAAGACGAUCACGAAUUUCAGCAAUGAAUUCAUCUCUCUCAAGUAGCUGUUGCUCAACCGCCGGCAAGCGGGCUUCACCCUGUUCAUAAGCACGCAGCGCAGGGGGAUCACGACCAUAAACCACCUUAAAAGGCGAAGUCUUUAGUGAUGCUUGAUAAGAAGAGUUAUAGCAAAACUCUGCCCAAGGGAGCCAGCGAACCCACUGCCUAGGCCGAUCUCCUGUCAAACAGCGCA
Messenger RNA from Panicum virgatum (switchgrass), 3310 nucleotides. Its product is annotated as TBC1 domain family member 8B-like. NCBI's taxonomy places the organism in Eukaryota, Viridiplantae, Streptophyta, Magnoliopsida, Poales, Poaceae. The coding region runs from base 207 to 2636 and encodes 809 amino acids. The transcript is spliced from 18 exons. The record is from RefSeq and is a predicted model, not a curated record.